GCGGUCACGUGAUGUUUGGGUGCCGGCGGUGACGGCGGCAGGGACAAUACUGCUGAGCUGGGCCUUGGGUCCAUUGGGUUAUUGCUGCCAAGUUCCCAAUAAGUGGCUCCACAGCACAGCAGAAUAAAAUCGUGGGUGAGAUGGGCCACACCAUUGUCUCUCUGCAGUGAUUUGUGUUGGAUUACCUGGACUUGAGGUGGAAACACCUGAGCUUUUGUAACAGACCCAGAGGUCUUAAAGCACUUCCCAAAGGUUUGAAGUGUAAUCCCGCAUCCAUCACUAUCCAGAAAAUGUCUUAUGGAUCCAUUGAUGGGAGUGGAUUUGGGAGCAGGAACCCAUUUGGAGGCCCCUCGAGACAAGGCUAUCAACCUCUCGCCACCCAGAUUGAUCCCAGUGAACUGCAGGAACUUUUUCAGGAGACUUCAGCCAACGUUUUCCGAAUUAACUCCAAUGUGACCUCUCUGGAAAGAAGUCUUCGAUCCCUGGGGACCUCGAACGAUACUCAAGAGCUGCAGGAUGGACUGCACGCCACCCAGCAGGAGACUAAUAAAACCAUCACGACUAGCACCAAAGCCAUCAAGCAGCUGUCUGAGGUUGUCAGAGGCUCAUCCAGGCAAGAACGGCUUCAGCUGGACAGACUGAAGAACCAACUCUCAGAUGCCAUCCAGAGAUAUGGAGCUGUGCAGAAAAAAAUAGCAGAGAAAUCCAAAGCUUUGCUCCCUACUGGGCAGAGAAGCACCAAACAGCAGAGCCCUAAGGCUCCCUUCUCCGACCUGCCCGACGACGAGAAGAUCUUUAACGGCGGCGACGGCGCGUGGCAGAGCCAGGGCCAGGACCAAGCCCUGCUCUCGGAAAUCACCGAGGAGGAUCUGGAAGCCAUCCGCCAGCGGGAAGAGGCCAUCCAGCAGAUUGAGAGUGACAUGCUGGACGUGAACCAGAUCAUCAAAGACCUGGCCUCCAUGGUGCACGAGCAAGGGGACACAAUAGAUAGCAUUGAAGCCAACAUUGAGGCCUCUUCUUCUAAUGUAGAAUCAGCCAACGAGCAGUUGGCAAAAGCAAGUCAGCACCAACUACGAGCCAGGAAGAUGAAGUGCUGCCUUCUGUCCAUGGCUUUGGCUGUUCUGCUCUUCGUUGUCAUCAUCAUCGCCGUCUCCGUCAAGCACUGACCUGGCUGAGCUUUGCACAGAGCCUGUGGUCACCCUGGGAAGUGGAAAUGGAUUCUCAAGGCAUUGCACAUUCCCCAUGUCCGUGUCUGCAUUACUGAUGACUGAUCAUAUUAAACCUGCUAUAACCAACAAGCACUAAUUGAAUGAAAGAAAAGCUAAGUUUUAUAAUGUGUGUUGGUAUAGUUGUGAAUAAUUUUGCCUAUUUUUGACCCUUUCAUCAUAGACAUGUUUUACUUUGUGUUACAGAUUUUAAUUAUGUCCCCUGUAUCUGGGGAAUUCAAUUUUUUUGCCUCUAGAUUUGCUAUACAAUGUGCUGUAAGAUAAAUAGCUGUUAAUUCAUCUCUAUUGUUUGUGUUUUUAACAUGCUCCUGAUCUCCAAUUCUGCUCAUUUAAAACCAUGAAAGUCAAGAUGCUUGUCUGGUUCUUCUUUUUUUUGUUUGUUUGUUUGAUUGGUUUUUUCUGUUACUGUUUCUGUAAAUUUAAAAAUUAAUUUAGCUCAGAUUCCCCUACUGUGCACUGCUGCUUUAGAAUUUGCUCUGCUGGAUCUGAGCUAAGCACUUCCACAAUUACAUGUGCCAUUUACAACACAUCAAUUAGAUGCUUAUUUGAUCCCACUGUAUGCACAGAACACCAUAUUUAUUCAUGAGAAACAUCAGUGAAAGAGCAGGACAAAUAAACAAAACAUACUAUUAUGAUUUUUUGGCGGCCUUUAAAAAAACCAAGCAAGAUAUCUCGUGAAAAAUGCCAAAUCUUGUUUAGACUUCAUUUAAUAGGUUUCAAUGCAGCCAAUAUUUGUGAUUUUGUCCCAUUUUCAUCCACAAUGUUUUCUCCCGACAACAUGAUUGAAAGUGCCAUUUAAAUUCAUCUUUAAAUGUGUCAUGUAUUAUAAAUGC
This is a messenger RNA of Ficedula albicollis (Collared flycatcher), 2059 nucleotides long. RefSeq names its product t-SNARE domain containing 1 (gene TSNARE1). Gene Ontology annotation, molecular function: SNARE binding; SNAP receptor activity. Gene Ontology annotation, biological process: intracellular protein transport; vesicle fusion; vesicle-mediated transport. Gene Ontology annotation, cellular component: SNARE complex; membrane; endomembrane system. The coding region runs from base 291 to 1166 and encodes 291 amino acids. The transcript is spliced from 14 exons. Lineage: Eukaryota; Metazoa; Chordata; Aves; Passeriformes; Muscicapidae. The record is from RefSeq and is a predicted model, not a curated record.